AUGCCGCCCAAACCAGCCAAGGGCGAAUAUAUAGAGACCGACACUGGAAACAAAAUCUCCCGCCGGUCGCUCAUCCACGGCACGCAACACAUCAUUCUCGGUGGAAAGACUGUCAUCCAAGCCGACGCCGUUAUCCGCGGAGACCUGUUUCGAAUCCAUUCGUCCUCUUCGCAAGCUACCGGUGAAGAUGGGUCUGCUCCUGCGCCCGCGCCCAGCAACACUCCUUCGAUCGCGAUUACCGUUGGUCGAUACACGUACAUCUCGCGCGCGGCGAUAUUGAGGCCGCCGUCUCGCUUGCAUCGCGGCGUGCACUCUUUUUAUCCUCUCAAAAUGGGUGAUCAUGUUUUUGUCGGAGAACGGUCUAUCGUUGAGGCGGCGCAGGUGGGCAACCAUGUACACAUCGGAAAUGACGUGGUUGUUGGCAAUAUGGUAAUCCUCAAGGACUUUGCCUAUGUCCUGGACGGUGCAGUUGUCCCAGCCGGCAUGGUUGUGCCGAGUUUCUGCAUUGUUGGGGGUAGUCCUGCUAGGAUUGUUGGCGAAGUCGGCGAGGGCUAUGGAGUUGAAGGCGCCGAAGGAGGACUUGCUAGGGAAAGGUACAGAUUGGUAGGACGAUGA
Talaromyces rugulosus is the source of this 615-nucleotide messenger RNA. RefSeq lists its product as uncharacterized. Lineage: Eukaryota; Fungi; Ascomycota; Eurotiomycetes; Eurotiales; Trichocomaceae. The coding region runs from base 1 to 615 and encodes 204 amino acids. The record is from RefSeq and is a predicted model, not a curated record. The transcript is spliced from 2 exons.